Molecule: messenger RNA, 492 nt
Organism: Aedes albopictus (Asian tiger mosquito)
Lineage: Eukaryota; Metazoa; Arthropoda; Insecta; Diptera; Culicidae
Product: neuronal acetylcholine receptor subunit alpha-9-II-like
Exons: 3
Coding region: 1-492 (163 amino acids)
Biological process (GO): monoatomic ion transport; DNA integration
Cellular component (GO): membrane
Molecular function (GO): nucleic acid binding; extracellular ligand-gated monoatomic ion channel activity
Source: RefSeq, a predicted model, not a curated record
AUGGAUGAGUUGUUUUCACGAUAUGGCGUUCCCGUCACCGUUGUGUCGGACAAUGGUCCGCAGUUGACUGCUGCGGAAUUUAAGGAUUUUCUGCAGAAAAGUGGUGUGAAGUUUCACAAUUUGUCGGCUCCAUACCACCCAGCAACAAAUGGCCAGGCCGAACGUUACGUGCAGACAACGAAAGACGCUCUGAAGGCUAUGGGAAUAACUACUUCUACGUUGCACUUGAACCUGAACAUCUGUAAUCAUGCCGACGAGGGCUUCGACGGUACCUACCCGACCAACGUGGUCGUCCGGAACAAUGGCUCCUGCCUGUACGUGCCGCCCGGCAUCUUCAAGUCCACCUGCAAGAUCGACAUCACCUGGUUCCCGUUCGACGACCAGCGCUGCGAGAUGAAGUUCGGCUCGUGGACCUACGAUGGCUUUCAGCCAUUAACCCACGAUCCAUCACGACUUGCCUGGGAAACCCAGACCCUUUCCAUCAUAAAUUAA